GGGCACAAGUUAUUUUAGCUUUUCAGACUCAGUAAUCAUCCAUGUGAGCGCGCUUUCACAUCCACUGGUGGCCGUGCGCUGUGGACCCUUCACAGCCUCCCUCUCCUCCCUCUCCUCACCGCUUCUCUCCUCACCGCGCAGAGCUCGACGCGCAAAAAGGCACAACAGAUGGUACAGUACUACAAGCUGCAGGAGCGCAAGAAUUUGGCUCAGAAGUACUUUUAUACCUCCAAACUUCGGCGGAACGUUUAGUAUCAGAGGAAGUGGCGGGAUUCUCCCUGGACAAACUCGACUUUCCGACAGUAUCCUGCAUUUAAAGGCGCAGUUUGCUGCCAAGGUCGGGUGUGGCCAUGCCAUUUGGCUGUUUGACAGUUGGGGAAAAGAAGGAAUACCACAAUCCUUCGGAUGUGACAGAUAAAUAUGACCUGGGCCAGAUUGUUAAAUCGGAGGAGUUCUGUGAGAUCUUCAGGGCCAAGGAUAAGGCAACAACGAAAAUGUACACAUGUAAAAAAUUCCUGAAAAAGGAUGGAAGAAAGGUCCGCAAGGCCGCCAAAAAUGAGAUCCUCAUCUUAAAGAUGGUGAAGCAUCCCAACAUCCUCCAACUGGUUGAUGUCUUUGAGACCAAAAAGGAGUACUUCCUCUUCCUUGAACUCGCAACAGGCAGAGAGGUGUUUGACUGGAUCCUGGACCAAGGCUACUACUCAGAGCGGGACACCAGCAACGUGGUGCGGCAGGUGCUGGAGGCCGUGGCUUACCUCCAUUCUCUGCACAUUGUUCACAGAAACCUGAAGUUGGAGAACUUGGUGUACUACAACCGUCUAAAGCACUCCAAAAUCGUCAUCAGUGACUUCCACCUGGCCAAGCUGGAGAACGGAUUAAUCAAAGACCCCUGUGGGACACCAGAGUACCUGGCUCCUGAAGUGGUGGGCAGACAGCGAUAUGGCAGGCCCGUGGACUGCUGGGCGAUAGGAGUCAUCACAUACAUACUUCUGUCAGGCAACCCUCCUUUCUACGAUGAGACCGACGACGAUGACUACGAAAACCACGACAAGAACCUGUUUCGAAAAAUCCUCGCGGGCGAUUACGAGUUUGACUCUCCGUACUGGGAUGAAAUCUCUGAUUCAGCCAAGAACCUGGUUGCUCGUUUGAUGGAGGUGGAUCAAGACCAGAGACUGACGGCCCAGGAGGCUAUAAACCAUGAAUGGAUCUCCGGUGGUGCCGCUUCAGAUAAGAACAUCAAGGAAAAUGUGUGCGCACAGAUAGAAAAGAACUUUGCCAGAGCUAAAUGGAAGAAAGCUGUACGAGUCACCACCAUCAUGAAGAGACUGAGAGCGCCUGAGCAUAGCGAGUCGAGGUCCGCCGUCCCCGCGGCGGGGGCACCUGCGGAUCCUGCAGCUCCCCUGGCUUCCACCGACCCCUCGACGCCUUCAUCGGCUGCCGUGCCGGAGGGCGCCCCCGGAGAAGAGAAGGCCCAACAGGCGCCGCCGACACCAGCCUCGGCCGAGGAGCCAAAUGCGGAACCGCAGGCGGCCGAACCCACGGCACGUUGCAACGGGGAAGCUUCCGCUGCACGUCACACAGCUGCUGAGGCGAUGGAUGAACAGGGUUAAGGCCCCUCAUGGUACCGGUCCGGUGUGAACUCUGUCCCCGCCGACUCCUGCACACUGUACAUUAGCUGCUAGCAUGGUGACACUGACUCUGCUUCUUUCUCACUUGCAGCAUUAGCAUCAUCUCAUGAAGGCUGCGUGCUACCUUUCCUGAGUGCUGCCUUUCUUUCUUUUUUUUCUAACAUGUAUAGCACUUUCACAUUUUGUUAAAAAAAAAUCAGAUAUGUCUCCGUCAACUUGAGCUUUAGAGGUGAAAUAGGUCAGCUGUCAACCCAUUGGCUCACGUCUAAAGGCUGCUUGUCUCUACAAAUCGUACUGAGAGUGUAAAUAAGUACGCAACAUUGCAUUAAACAUUUAUUUCAAUACUCUUUAACAAGCCAGCAAGAAAUGGGCCCCGUAGGCUACCGUACUAAUCUAUAAGAGCCGAUUCAAACACAUGGAGAAAGGUACAGUGCCUGGCUAAACAUUCAUACCCCUUCAACCUUUCCAUACCCUUAUCCUUUCAGACUUCAAUGCAUUUUUGGGGGGAUUUUUUCUGGUAGAUUAAUGCAAAGCAGUGUAUAGUUGUGAAAAGCAAGGGAAUGACUGUUUUUCAAAUUAUUUUACACCCAAAUAUGAGAUCUGACCAGUCUUCUUUACAGAAUUGCACCAGCUCCAUCAGAUUAAUAGUAAGCAUCAAUCUCUCUGUUGCAGCUCUGGCUAUGUUUAGGGUUGUUAUCCUGCCGGAAGCUGAACAACGGCUCCAGUUCCUUUGGCAGGACUUCGUCAAGAACUGUCCCGUUGUUUAGCUCUCUGCAUCCUCCCUUUACCUCAGAUCAACUUCCCCGUCCCUGCUGAAAAAAAGCCUCUCCACAGCUGAUACUGCCACCACCAUGUACUGAUGCUUUUCCCUACAGGGAUGUGCGGUGUUCAUUUGAGACCUCCUGUUAAAACUAACAUUGUUUUAAAUAUUGUUUAAUCUAACCAGAGCACUUUGUUCCACAUGCUUGCCAUGUCAGCCUACCUGGCCGAUGGCAAACAUCACUUCUUACGGUUCCGUCCAAACAAUACAGUCGUCUUGCCAUUCUUCACUUAAAAGGCAGAUAUCUGGACAGCACACCAAUGGUGGUCCACCCACGACAUGCACCUGAGCCGGGGCUCUCUGCAUCUUCUUCCUGGCUUUUGUUUGAUACAUGGCUUCCUUGUCCAACCAGUGUGCUCAGCUGAACGGCCACGUCUUGGUAGGAUUCAACCACAUCGCUCCUCUGUUCAGAUGAUGGAAUAACCAGCGCUCCAUGGGAUGGUCAAUGCUUCAACUGCGGUUUUAUAACCUUACCGUGCUUUGAACUUCUCCACUACUUCAUCCCUGGCCUGUCCGCUGUGCUCCUUGGUCUUCACGAUGCUGUUUGUUCACUGUGGUUCUCUAACAACCUCUGAGGCCUUCACAGAACAGCUGGAUUUAUACAGAGAGGAAAAAAAAACACACAGACGGAUAGGUGACCUCUGAAGACAGGGGGUUGUGCUGGAUUUAAUUUAAGGGUAUCAGAGUAAAGGGGGGGGAGUGGUGGCCUAGUGGUUAGAGCAGUGCGC
Fundulus heteroclitus (mummichog) is the source of this 3176-nucleotide messenger RNA. RefSeq names its product CaM kinase-like vesicle-associated b (gene camkvb). Gene Ontology annotation, molecular function: ATP binding; calmodulin binding; calcium/calmodulin-dependent protein kinase activity. The coding region runs from base 351 to 1610 and encodes 419 amino acids. The record is from RefSeq and is a predicted model, not a curated record. NCBI's taxonomy places the organism in Eukaryota, Metazoa, Chordata, Actinopteri, Cyprinodontiformes, Fundulidae. Gene Ontology annotation, cellular component: intracellular anatomical structure. The transcript is spliced from 11 exons. Gene Ontology annotation, biological process: peptidyl-serine phosphorylation.